This is a messenger RNA of Dovyalis caffra, 576 nucleotides long. Lineage: Eukaryota; Viridiplantae; Streptophyta; Magnoliopsida; Malpighiales; Salicaceae. The record is from the annotation of a GenBank genome assembly.
AUGGCUAGGCAACCUCUGCUUCUGUCGAAGAGCAGCAUAAGCGUAAACGCUUGUAUUAAAGAGAGGAAACAUGAUAAUUCUAACAGCAACACAGUUCAACUUCCCGAGAAGACCCGGAACUCAAGGGUUCUUGUGCUGGGUGGAACCGGUCGGGUUGGUGGGUCCACUGCCAUUGCUCUCUCCAAGUUUUUCCCUGACCUUAGAAUUAUUAUUGGUGGCCGAAACAGGGAAAAAGGUGAUGCAAUGGUGGCUCAAUUGGGGAAGAACUCUGAGUUCACCGAAGUCAACAUUGAAAUUGUGGACUCAUUGGAAGCAGCUUUGAAUGGGCCUUUUCAACAGGCUGAGAAAUGCAAUGUACUUGAAGCUGCCAUAGAGACCAAGACGGCUUAUGUUGAUGUCUGUGAUGAUACAAGCUAUGCACUGCGUGCAAAAUCCUUAAAGGAUAGAGCCUUAGCUGCAAAUAUUCCUGCCAUAACAACUGGUGGAAUCUAUCCAGGAGUAAGUAAUGUAAUGGCAGCAGAGCUAGUUCGUGCUGCGGAAACUGAAAGCGAGGGAAAGCCAGAGAGGCUGAGGUAA